AUGAGCAUAUCAUAUAAAAAUCUUCAUAUUUUAAAACCUAUUGUUAUGAACAACACAUCAAAAAACCUCUAUAAAAGUUACAAUGAUUCCGAUUCAAAUAGACCUCAAUUUGUAUUAAAUAUGUCAUUUGAUUUAUGA
Molecule: messenger RNA, 138 nt
Organism: Diversispora eburnea
Lineage: Eukaryota; Fungi; Glomeromycota; Glomeromycetes; Diversisporales; Diversisporaceae
Source: the annotation of a GenBank genome assembly